Grus americana (Whooping crane) is the source of this 1178-nucleotide messenger RNA. RefSeq names its product promotilin-like. Gene Ontology annotation, molecular function: hormone activity. NCBI's taxonomy places the organism in Eukaryota, Metazoa, Chordata, Aves, Gruiformes, Gruidae. The transcript has 4 exons. The record is from RefSeq and is a predicted model, not a curated record. The coding region runs from base 683 to 1051 and encodes 122 amino acids. Gene Ontology annotation, cellular component: extracellular region.
UUAAGCUGUGGGACCAGACUUCAUUAAAUUUGUCCAGAGAGAAUAUUUUAAUAUUUAAAGAGAACAUUUAAUGUUUACGUAAGUCCUCUUCUGACGUGAAGUCGCUGUUAAAUCACUUCAGAAGGUAGUUUUUAAAGCCCUUUAUACCAGGCUUUUAUGGAGCCAGGCUGGCAAAUGCCCUUCCCAGCUCUCUUGGAUCAAAUGACGCUCAUGAAAAGAUUCAGUCCAUCAAGGAAGGUUUUCAGGAGUGAGGAAUAGGAAAACAAAAUUUAACAAAACGGCUGUCUUAAGGUCUUACAGCAUCAUUCUGUCUCCCUUGUUGUCAGUGGGAUUGAUGGGAGCAUUUUGCUCUGGAUGUGUGCGGGUCUUAAACCAGUACAGCUGGAGGGCUAAAGCUUGCAGAACAGAGGGAGCCUCUACCAGUACUGAAGGGCUGGGCUUGAAGUCUCUGGAGAUAUUGCUCAAGAACAAAUCUGUUUACAGAAAAUGCUUUGAGAGGAGAAUUGUCAGUCAAGGCACUUCUAUUCUCAGCUCAGAAGCAAGUGGAAGAGUAAAUAUACCUCUAGUUAGCUGGUGGACAAAUUAGAUUGCAGCUGAUCAAAAGCCAAAGGGAUUUCUUGUCAAACGGCCCUCUCCACUGUCACCCUGGUAUCUUCUCUCCUGUGUCAUUCAGACUCUCGCUAUGGUUUCAAAGAAGGUGGUGGCCACUUUGCUCUUUGUGUACGUGGUGUCCAUGCUGGCUGAACAGACUGAAGGCUUUGUGCCCUUUUUCACCCAGAGCGACUUCCGGAAAAUGCAGCUGCAGGAAAAGGAGAGGAACAAAGGUGGGCAGAAGAAAUCCCUGACCUCGCUGCAGCAACUGGAAGAGGAAGGCUUCUCAGAGCAAUCCGAUGCAGAUGUCAACAUGGUCAAGACAAUCCAGCUUCCACUACAGCUAGCUGUUCCCAUCAAGGCUGGGAUGCGGCUCACCCCAAGGCAGCUGGAAAAAUACCAAGAUGUCCUGGAGAAACUGCUAGCAGAGAUGUUACAGGACACCCCAGACGCUGACUGAUAUCUGCAGAAUCAGAGGAGAAAGCGAUGUAGCCUGCUAUAGCUAAAAGACUCCACUUAUGUAAACAAAAUCUGUAAAAGAGAUUAACAACAAAAUCUGAGGUGAGAUAAUAAAAUGUGCAGUAUAA